Messenger RNA from Onthophagus taurus, 3135 nucleotides. It is a transcript of the gene smo, whose product is annotated as smoothened, frizzled class receptor. Gene Ontology annotation, cellular component: dendrite; plasma membrane; cilium. Lineage: Eukaryota; Metazoa; Arthropoda; Insecta; Coleoptera; Scarabaeidae. The record is from RefSeq and is a predicted model, not a curated record. Gene Ontology annotation, molecular function: patched binding; transmembrane signaling receptor activity. Gene Ontology annotation, biological process: central nervous system development; smoothened signaling pathway; pattern specification process.
UCUUAACUUGGGUGGUCCAAACCAAUUUCCUUCUCCUUUUAUUUUCAGCACUUGUCCUCUUCGGAACACGCGGGUGGCCCCGCCGUCUCGCUUCAACGCUUUAAUUCUUCAACAACCCAUUUCACUUCGUUACCAAAGCAAAACAAACGGAAACUCUUCCUUGGAAAGUAAAGGCACAAGAAGUGAAGAGAAGAAUGAUUUUGAUGUAGUUGUGGUACAACACGUGCGAGUUAAUAAAAGAUGAAAAAAUUUUGGAUAAGUUUUUGUGUUUUUUUUGUGUUAAUAACCGGAAUUUUUACAUUGCGCAUUAAAAGAAGGUUAAAAGUGAAUCCCCACAAUUUAGAAUAUUGUAAAAGACCAGCAAAGUGUGAAAUUUUAAACGUAACGACUUGUUUAGGAACAAAACUACCUUAUGGAUUAACUUCUUUAUCACACACCGGCUUAAACGGCGAAGAACAAGUUGUGGAACGAUUAAAUUUAUUUAAAAAUUCCAUUUAUUUACCGAGAUGUUGGCCAAUUAUUCAACCGUUUCUUUGUGCGCAUUUCGUACCAAAAUGUGAAAACGAUUUCGUUUAUUUACCAUCAAACGAUAUGUGCAAAAGCGCCGAAAAAUUAUGCUCAACAUUCUACAAUUUAACUGGUCUCGAUUUCGAUUGCGAAGAUUCAAACUUAUUUCCACACGAUUGCAAAAAUUACAUCGUCGAUUUAAACACAACAAAAGGAGUCUGCAUCACACCUUUAAUUAAAACAGAUCAAGACGAAUCUUUUUAUUCAGGAAUCGAUGGUUGUGGGUUAUCAUGUAAAGAUCCAUUCUACACCCAAAUCGAGCAUAAACAAAUCCACAAAUUAAUUGGAUAUUGCGUCUUUUUAUGUUUAUUUUUAACGUUGUUUACCGUUUGUACGUUUAUAAUCGAUUGGAAAACAGCUAAUAAAUACCCAGCUUUAGCGGUUUUUUAUAUAAAUAUAUGUUUUUUGGUGUCGUACAGCGGAUGGAUGAUUCAAUUUCUUGGUACGGAGACACGGGAAGAUAUUGUUUGCAAACGAGAUGGAACUUUACGUAAAUCUGAGCCUAGAGCCACAGAAAAUUUAUCUUGUGUCAUUGUUUUCGUUAUGGUUUAUUAUUUUUUAAUCGCCGGAAUGGUUUGGUUUGUUAUUUUCACGUAUUGUUGGUACAUGGGUUCUUUGCAAGCUUUGGGGACCAUCCAAGAACGAGUUGAUAAGAAAAAGGCUUAUUUUCAUUUAGUUGCUUGGAGUUUACCCCUUAUGUUAACCAUCACAACGAUGGCUUUAGGAGAAAUCGAUGGUGAUUACACUUCCGGGAUUUGCUUUGUUGGCUGUUUAAACUCAGCAGCUAGAGCUGGGAUGUUAUUAGCACCUUUAGGAGUUGCUAUAUCAUUAGGUGGAUAUAUUAUAAUAAGAGGAUUAAUUUUAUUAAUAAGGGUGAAAAUAGAAAGCAGAGAGAUAAUUUCGGUUCAUUCAAGUCGAAAAAUUCGCUCGAAUAUAAUGCGAAUGGGAAUCUUCGCUCUUCUCAUGGUUCUUUUUACGAUAAUCACCUUCGUUUAUUUCUCAUACCGUACGACAAACAUUGAAUCAUGGAACGAAAGUUUAUAUAAAUACAUUAAAUGCAAAAUUCAAACUCCGAUUGAAGACCACAACUGCAAAUUAGAUUCCCGCCCCAGUUUGGCAAUGCUUCAGUUACAAUUAAUAGCGGUUUUUGGGAGUGGGAUAGCGAUGGCCUCUUGGACGUGGUGUGCUGCAACGGUGCAUUCUUGGACCCGAUACAUCCGAAGCUCAUGUCUUUUUAGAAAAUUUAAUUGUGAAUUAGAAGAACCGAUGAAGUUACAAAAGCACAAAAUAAUCGCCUUAGCUUUUGCUAAGCGAGAGAAAUUCAAACAAGAUGGGCGAAUAUCAAUUGAGCGCCAAAACAGUGAUCCUGUUGGGUUAAAUUUUGAAUUAAACAGCGAAGUUAGUACUACGUGGGCUAAAAAUCUUCCGAGAUUAGUGACACGACGUGGGGCAGUCCCAAACGACGUGAUUUAUUCUUAUACCAGUAGCAAUCAAUCGAUUGAUUCUGAGAUGAGUUUCAGUGUACGUCACGUCAGCAUAGAAUCUCGUAGAAACUCAACUGAUAGUCAAGUUUCAGUUAAAAUAGCCGAAUUAAAAGCUACGAGAAAAGCUAAAGGUCGCAUGCAUAGAUAUACAAGACAUAAACCGAAGACAUCCAGAGAAAUUGGAAGGAAGUUAUCGAAAACCUCAAGUUCUAGUAAAAUGAAAAUUUUCCAACCAAACAUGGGUAGAAGAACCGCAAUUUCCGGUUUAGACGGCCAACACAUAAACGAUUUAUUAUCAAACGGAAAACUCGUUAUUCCAUAUAACCUCAACAUUGACUCUUUGAGUGAAGACGAAAACGUAUCAGUUUCGAUCUCAGAGAGUCGUUUUAACAUGGUCUUAAGUAACAAUUUAGACUUAAACGAUCACUUAGCGAUGAAAUCUUUAAGGCAAGGUUUAAAAAUUGGAGAAUUAAAAACCACCUCUGAUGACAGUGAGUGUUCGAAAAAAGAUUACGACCAAGAAAAACGCGAAUCUCGCGGAAGCAAACGAUCUAAAUACUCGAAACGAUCAAAAAUUCAAUAUUCAAGCGAUUCCGAUGACGAUUCUGAUAAUAAUCGGCGAUCAGAAAGCUCUUCGUGUCCCGAAUUAAAGCAGUUGGUGCAAAGUUCUUUGAAUUCCGGGGCAUCGAUGGGCUGUUCGGAGAAAAAUCGCGGAAGUAAGCAAUCGAAACGAUCGAUUGAUGUCGCAGUACAAGCUAACGCCAAAGAAAUUAUGACUCAAACGGCUGCUUAUGAGCUUCCGUUGAAAUCGGACGAGAAAAAACAUAAAACGAAACAGGCUAAAAUGAAGGAGAAUAAAUAUAAAAAGGAGGGGAGGAGCAAUGAGAAGGUUUUAUUUGAGAAAAUUCGAAGAUCUAAAGAGAAAUAUAAAGAUUAUGGAAGUGAAAAUGAAAAGGUUAUGUUGAAUGUUUAAUUUUUAAGGUUAUAAAUGACUGAAUGUAAUUUGUAGGUUAAGAAUUUUAUUAAUUUUGUUAUUUAUGUUAAUUUAGGAAACACUAAAUUAAAAUAUAAAGCAUAAAAUGAA